ACAGCUGGGACAAUUCAGGGGUUAUUUGAUCAACAGGAAAUGAAUCUGCAACUAGUUUGAUGAGAAAUUACAAGUCAUUAUUCCAGCUAAAAGGCCAAUCAGUUCCUAGUUCCAGCAAAUCUGCUCAGUUAAGAUUUGCUGCUUUUUGAAACUGAAGGCAAUUUUUCAAUGUGUUUUGACAUUGUGUAGCCCAAAUGAUCAAUUGAGAUGGCAGAUUAAUCAGUAAUGAAAAUGACCAUUAGUUGCAACCCUAGCAAAAAAAUGUUUUGGUGUAAAAGGUACAAUAAACCCCUUACUAAAUUUGGUGGACUACAGGUAAGAUGCGGAAUGAAAAGAAAAUACUAAUUACUACAUAUAGUACUUUAAAUCUACUUCGUUAAUCUCCAACACUUACAUCCUGGUUGUCUUUGUUGUUCCUGUGUUAAACCUGGAGAGAGACGCUCUGCAUCCUCAUCCCUAAAGCAUGACAUCAUCCAGACAGGCCCAGUCUGUGUGGUGGGAGGGGACGUUCAGAGCCGCAAAUCACGGACUGUGACUGCACGGCUGUCGUUGCAAAGGGCGUGAGCAUUGUUUUUAUUUUUUGUAUUAUUACAUAGUUGCAUGGAUCCUACGGGUGUUGAGGAUGUAUUCUUCAACUCGCGGCUGCGCGUGAGCGUCGGCAUCUGCGGGAAAACGAACGAAUUGCGGACGAAGAGACUCCGUGUCGGCUUUUAUUCACCUCGACUGAACGUUUGACACUCGAACGCAUCCACACGCGAUGGAUUGGAUACUUAAUGACAUAAGAUGAAUACAUAGACUCAAAUGGUAACGUUGCCCUUGCUGCCCUCCUUAUGGCUUUCAUCGGCGCUGCACAUUUAGGAGAAUAGCGAGAUAACCACCAUAGUCCGAUAUGGCGGUGAGCACAUCCGAGCCGCUCUGCCGGCCGUGCGUCUACCACGAAGCUUUCAAAGUGGAGCUACAGGUGAGGAGACCCCUGAUACCGGUCCAGCUGAGUCCGGAGCAGGUGGGCCUGGAGAUGUUGUGUCUUUGCGGGCAGCUGGACCUCCUCAUCAGGGCACAGAUGCAGCAGUUCCAGGAGCAGUUAGGACAGGGCUGUAGCCCAGAGGAGUCAGACACUUUCCAGGCUCAAGGAUCAGAGAUUCUCGACCAGAUGCUGCAGUGCCUUGAACAUCUACCAAAGCCCAUGCCCCAGCUGGAGGACUACCUGGACAUGGUGGGUCUGUCUGUAAUGUUCCCCCGUGUGGAGGUGUUCCUCAUUCAAGGCAGCCCAGUGGACAUGCUGGAGAGGCCGCCUAUGGACGAAUACUUCUCCCACGUUGCCAAACUGAACCAGCUCCUGGUGCUGAGUCAGCAGCUGGAAGAAGAUAUCAGGCACCUCGGAAGCCACAAAUACAUUGCCCACCAGUUGUCGGUCCUCUAUCAAGUCGUCAGCUCUUUCAGAGGAAUUCAGGCUUUCUCCGAAAUGAAGAAAGACAUCGAGGCCAACUUCAAACAGAUGAAGCAGUCUCUGGUGGUGGAGGAGGGCUCCAGGCACGAACCUCAGCUGGCCGCUCACUACAUCAACUGGAUAUUGGAACUGACACGGAGCUUAACGUCGGCGGUGUUGACGCUGCCGGAGGAGCUGACGGAAGACCUCGACCAGGCCGUGACCUUCGUGUCCCAAUUCCUGUCCUGACUCCCCCCCCCCAAACCCAACGCCUCUGUGUCUAUGAACCCUGACGUUCCGGUGCACCGGGUCCCUCCAGGAGCCUCUCGAUGAACUGUGAAAAGGUGCUAGGUCAUUCGAUUCGACCGGUGAGAUUGGGUGCUCCAUUUACGAAUCAUGUAGGUUUUUAUACAUCGUCCUCCUGAAUGUGGCCUAUGUUAGUCCCUAUGGUGAGUCAGGUGGAGAUGAAUGUAAUGUAUGAAUCCUUCCUUGCACUACUGCUAUAACUACUGUUAUGCUUUCCUUUCUUUUUUUUUACCGAAAGUGGAAUAAUAAAAUUGAAUGCAAUAGGGGAAAGUGUUUGUAUUCUCCCUGUUCUCGAGCAGAUGUGAUGAUCAUUUCCAAGGAUGGAGCUAUAAGGCAGGAACUUUGAGUGGUCAUUACAGUUAAAUCACAGGCGUGACUAUGAGCAAAGGCUCCUCUUCCCUCACUAUAGUGUGUGUGUGUGUGUGUGUGUGUGUGUGUGUGUGUGUGUGUGUGUGUUGGUGUGUGUGUGUGUGUGUGCGCGUGCAGGUGCACAGCUAUGCAGCGAGCCAAACAAACUUGGUGGUGUUGUAAAAAUGUAUUGUUAAAGAUGCACAAUAUAGAUUCGAUUAGCGUUGCAUUGUCCCUCAUAAAAUACAUGUUGUGUACAAGUAUCAUUAGUGAAAUAUCAACAUUAAAGGCCCUGAAAAAUCUAUUUUCCUAUUUCAGUUUUGAGUGAUGACCUCCGACAUGAACACAACUUUGCAGUUGCAAACGGUUUUGGUAGUUUCACAUGAGAGAUUUUCUCUGUGUUUUUGAAGUGGGCGAGGCUCCGUUUUCAUAGGAAGGUCAACAAAGUCAAUAAUCCAGGAAACAUUCAACGAGUCCACAAGAGUACGUGUGAAAAAAAAUUGUAAGAUACAUAACAGUUAGUCCUACGGUAAUUUUAACAGUUAUUUUGAAUUAUUAGCAACACAUUAGCCUCACACAGCUAGUAGGCUGUCAUGGCUCGUUUAAAAGUCUGAGCAUUUCCAUUUUCUGCUGCCAGACUAACUUAUAAUGUUAUUGAGUAAUGAUACUUACUCUGUCUGUCUGUGUGACGAUAAAAAUAUAAUAGAAACAGUAUAAUUCAGUAAAAAAGUAGAACAUGCUCACAUAAUAUAUCGUGAUAUAGUACAGUGUAAUAUAUUAUGGAAAUAAGAAAUAGUAGCAUAUCAGGUGAAAUGUAGUAAUGUAAAAUAAUACACAGUAUAGUAUGCAG
Anarrhichthys ocellatus (wolf-eel) is the source of this 2930-nucleotide messenger RNA. RefSeq lists its product as uncharacterized. The record is from RefSeq and is a predicted model, not a curated record. NCBI's taxonomy places the organism in Eukaryota, Metazoa, Chordata, Actinopteri, Perciformes, Anarhichadidae. Bases 890 to 1675 code for a protein of 261 amino acids. The transcript has 7 exons.